GCACAUCUGUGUCAGCCAUUGUUUUUGAGGACUCCGCACUCCGGGAUCUUACCAGGCUUCAGGCCAUUGUCUCUCCUCAUUCAGUUCUGAUUCUCUGCCAGAUGUCAAUUUUAUUUUACUUGAGGAAAAGGGAGGAGAAAAAGCAUCUGGAACAUUGUGAUCGAAGACGAACAUGAGCAGGACCCGUAGAAGUUCCCUCGCUGUUCUACUGCAGGAACAUGAAUGACCCCGAGGGGAGGGGGAUCAUCCUCUUCUAGAGUCUUCGGCACUGGACGUUCUUCCUGGUAGAAAUUCCCCAAGACAUUGUGAAUCAUCAUCAUCAGCUGAUAACGGAGGACAAUGAAGCGGAGACGAGACGUGACGCUGCCCAUGCUUCUCCUCGCCUCCAUCACAGUGUAUGGCUUUCUGCUGGUGUGGGCGCAGACUGACACCAUAGAGCUGACAACGAUCACUGGGGACCUCGUACGUCCUAUGUCGCCUCCUCUGAACCCCGCGUUCAAUAUAGUGACCGAAGGGAAUGUCUCUAUAGAGCUGUCUCCCUGGCCCAGCACCACCAUGGUGCCAGCUGUCACCACUCCGGGACAAGAUGCCACAGUAAAUAUGGACAGCACGACGACUGCUGCCACCAGCCUGAAUGGCGCCACAAUACCACUGCCAACCGGUGCAACUAAUAACAGUGACGUGUGCGGUGACACAACCACAAGAAGUGCGGGCAGGGAGUCUACACCGCAAACUACCGGCAGUGCCAACAUCGUGCCCAGGUCAAUAAAGAAAUCCAGAGCUGUCACUAACUUCACAGGUCAUGUUUCGAUAAAGGUGAAGAUUCAGAGCAGCGCUCCUAAAGAUGAUGCAAUGGAAAUGUUUUUGAAGAAGGCCUGUGAAUUUUUCCACACUUUGCAGCUUGAAGAUGUGCGUGUGAUGCUGGGACCGGCCAAGACUCCAAUGCUCUGCUUGCCACCUAUUAAUAAUUAACAUCCCCGUCUUUAGCUCAGGUGUUUCCACAAGUAAAGCAAAACUUGAAGCUUUGCCAUAAAAGGAGGAACCCGCUGCCAUUGUAGAAUUCAUUCUUGCAUUUUCCAUUUUAUUUUUAUGACUGAUGUGUAGAGGAAAGUUCUUGAGAAAUUGUGGGUGAAGGGUCUAACAAAACUCCUUAUCACCAUGAAGUAUAGAAGAUCUCAAUGGUAACUGACAUCACUAAAGCUGCUCCAGGGGCCAAGGGACCCAUUAACCAUAUGUGAUCUCUGAUACGUUUGGUAAUUUAUGUGUUUUGAGCAUUUAUCGAGUAAGACUGUGGGAGCACGCCUUGUGAACCAUGGCCUACUGAGGGUGCGAAGACAACAGUCACACCCGGGCACUGGAGACUGACGGGGAACGAAAUCCUUCUGCCCCAUUUGAGGAGACCAAUACUGUAAAUGUGUAAAGAUGAUGAUAAUUGAGGUGCUCUUUUCCACGUUUUUUUUUUUAUUGGAGCCCAGAAGCUUGAAGUAUUGUCCUCUUUGUUAGAAGGGUUUGUUGACAAUAAGAUGGUCACCUCCAGCAAUCGUCUGGAGCAGUAAGUGCUCCAUUUCCCUGCAGCACCACCACAGGAGGAAUUAAGUAUUACACGGUGUCCAUACAUUCAGGACAGAAUAGGUCCUCCAGGAGGAGAUGUUCUUAAUAACUGCUCUCUGACCAAUCGAUGAGGAUCCUCAUCAUUCCCCAACACGGUGCAUGAAAACUGGUUUUCUAAAAUGGACAACCCCUUUAACCCCUUCCUGCCAAAGGAUAGACCUGUCCAUUGGGAUUGCAUGUGAUGUAGCGCAAUCCGACAUACGGUUACGUCAUGUGUAUGGCAUGGGCUCAGGAGUUGAUUGUGGCUUAUCGAUAUUUGCCAUGGCAAACAGGGGUCCCUGCAAAGGCCCACCCGGGGCCUGUUAGGCUUUGCCAGAGGCCUGGCCUAAUGGACUGUCUGUCAGUUUGAAUGACGCGUAAUAAUGCUUUAGGAGUAAAAAAAAUAAGUAAAAUUUUACAAAAAAU
Messenger RNA from Bufo bufo (common toad), 2016 nucleotides. RefSeq lists its product as uncharacterized. Lineage: Eukaryota; Metazoa; Chordata; Amphibia; Anura; Bufonidae. The transcript has 5 exons. The record is from RefSeq and is a predicted model, not a curated record. Bases 340 to 972 code for a protein of 210 amino acids.